AUUGCUCUUCUGAUUUCUGAUAGUGAUCCCUCUCUCUCUCUCUCUCUCUCUGACUUUCUGUGAGAAAACAUUUGUACAAAGACAAUAUAUCCGAGAAAAGAAAGUGCAGCAGCUUCAAUGGAGGGACUCCCCUCUGGUUAUCGUCCCAACGUUGGUAUUUGUCUCAUCAACCACGAUCAUUUGGUUUGAUUUGAGAAUCAUCAGUGGUGCUUAUACUGAAAAUGCAAGGGAAAGGAUUAAAUCAGUAAUGGAGCUGUUAAUCAAAGGGGUUUUCGUGGCUUCCAGACUGAAUGUUCCUGGAGCAUGGCAAAUGCCACAGGGAGGCAUUGAAGAUGGAGAGGACCCAAGAUCUGCUGCCAUUAGGGAAUUGCGUGAAGAAACUGGAGUAAUAUCAGCUGAAAUAAUUGCAGAGGUCCCACAGUGGUUAACCUAUGACUUUCCACCAGCUGUAAAGGCCAAAGUAAGCCGUCUUUGGGGAGGAGAAUGGCAUGGACAGGCACAGAAAUGGUUUCUUAUGAGAUUUACCAACGAUGAAAGUGAGAUCAACUUAGCGACUGGUGAAGCGGAGGCAGAAUUCUCAGAGUGGAAAUGGGCGAGGCCAGAAGAUGUAAUUGAGCAGGCCGUAGACUACAAGAGGCCAACGUACGAGGAAGUUAUUCAGACUUUCCAACAUUACCUCAAUGAUGGUAGCAAAGCUGCUAAAUGCCAAUCAACAAAAUGGUGACUUCUGUGCAUGUUAUUAUUCCUCACACAGGUUACUUGUUAUUCGGAUUCUCGACUUCACUGGGCUCUUUGUAUAUGAACUUGUCUUCUAAGAUCUGCAAAUAUAGGUCGGUGAUCUGAUUGUAAUAAGAUACUUCCUUCUGAAUGUUAAUUGAUUUUGUCUGAGAAAAUAGAUGUUAUUGAGUAGCCGAACUAUACUUUUACAGUGAAAGACCAAUGUGUAACAGUCAAGCUAGUUCCUUUGUGCAAGAUCAAUUUAAGCAAAGAAGUUAAUUUUGUUGUUGAUGA
This is a messenger RNA of Nicotiana tabacum (common tobacco), 1011 nucleotides long. The record is from RefSeq and is a predicted model, not a curated record. Lineage: Eukaryota; Viridiplantae; Streptophyta; Magnoliopsida; Solanales; Solanaceae.